Penaeus monodon (black tiger shrimp) is the source of this 2010-nucleotide messenger RNA. RefSeq lists its product as uncharacterized. The transcript has 5 exons. Bases 316 to 1410 code for a protein of 364 amino acids. The record is from RefSeq and is a predicted model, not a curated record. Lineage: Eukaryota; Metazoa; Arthropoda; Malacostraca; Decapoda; Penaeidae.
UCCCCUCAGGUAUACCUUCUAGGACUGACAUGUCCACGGGUUUAUCUCACUCGUGCUGCGAGUCCUCUCACAGUGCAAGGGGCAGCUUGCUGCUACAGCAGCGACCCAAUGCCCAGUCCUGCAGGCAUUAGAAGAUGAUGUUGAAGCAAUGACGGAUGAUCCUGUUUUCUGGGACAUUGAUUUUACGGAAAUCCAUGGGUGACAGAAAAGGAUGGCGAGAGCAGUACUUCGUCUGGUUCUCACCAUGCUCAGACGGAUGCUCAGACUGAUAAGCACAAGACCCAAAGCCACGAUUUUGUUUCAGCAUUCCAGUCGAUGUCCUCCCAGAUCUGCCAGACGUCUGCUUCUCUAACCACGGCAGUUACACCAGUAUCUGUAGGCUCCUGGUCUAGCAACCAUGUACUUUGUAACCAAGAAACUCUUGCUAGCUGUGGGAUGGUGCACCCUCAUACUGCACAUUCCGUGCACUCUAGCACUCAUCCAGGACAGUGUAUUCCUGUUACAACUCACUCCAUACCUGCAGCUAUCCAACAGUCAUGGGUGGAACCGAAAUUCCUGAGAAAUGCACCUGUGCAUCCAGAUGGAAGUGGGUUUGCUGGGAGUGUCUUUUUAGCAGGAGGCAGAAGUGAGAUACCGUGCCCUGUUAUCCAGUCGAACAUUUGCAACCAUCACCAAGCGCAACAACACUCUUUGCAGCAGAUACAGCCAGAUUCUGCCCUGUGCCCUGGGCGGGAGGCGAACACCUGGCGUGGCUUGGCUGGGGCUUCUGGCUGGGAGAGCUCCCGUUGCGAAAAAUGCCAUUACUGCUGCUUCCUGACGGCGCAGAUGAUUUUCGUCACUGGCAUUGUAGUGGGCUUCUCUCUCUUGGUGGCCGGGGGAGUGUUCCAUCGUCGCCAUGUGGCACAGUUUCAGGUCUUGGUGUAUAUCGGCGCCAUGGUUUCACUUGUGUGUGUCCUUCUUCUGGUCAUAUUCUGUGCAAUGGGAAGAGACCGCCGGCCGAGACGCAGUCGGAGAACGUCACUGCGCUACCUCUCGUGUCCCCAAGUACUGGUAGAUUCUGAGGUUCUUCCGCUUCAGUCAGUUGAUGCAAGUGGCCCUCAGAUGAUGCUGGCUGGGGAGGGCAGAACCACAGGGGAGAUGCAGCAAAUUAAUAGUGGGGACGUUGAUGUUGUGAACCCCUCCAUAUGCAUGGCUAAACCAGUCAAUCAUAAAAGAUUUUAUAUAACGACAGUCAGUCGUAGAGAAUGUGCAUUAGGGACAGGAAACCUCAACAUUGCUAAUGCUGGUUCGACAAAGCAAAAGCCAGUAGCUUUAAUAGACUCUGACAAUCAUGGGGCACAAGCCAUACCUGUGAUGAGGUCAGAAAUACCACCUCACUUAGGCCAUAUGGAGUAUUCUGCAAAGAGGUAAGUGUGUGGGUAUCAAGUAACAUUUCUAAAAAUCCAGUUGAAUAAUAAUUUCAUUGCAAAAUUAUUAUGAGAUUUACCAGAACAUGACAAGCAUCCCAUUCAGUGAAUUGGCUAGAAGAAAAAUGUCACACAAGAAUGAAUGAACCCGUUUUAUUUGGCUGACGGGUCAAAAUGAAACGGAUGUGACAAUAAGUUCUGAGGGAAUAUGGAAAUAAUAUCCCUAGGGAUGUAGACGCUCAUCCCUGCAAGAAAUCGCCUGGCCUGGAACAUGCUACGUACUUUUUAAAGAUUAAGAUUCUGUGGUCUGUGUAACUUUUAUUCGAAAUUGUCAGACCUGCUUGCUCGAUCUAAUUAAGUGGUAUUCUCAUUCGCCUAGGGGCUUUUUUAUAUUAUACAAGCUAAUAAGAGAUAUCAAAGAUGAUUUAAUGAAUAUGAAGUACAAAUUAUAUCCUGACCAGUGGUAGCUAGUGGCUCUUAUAUUUGAAUUUAGUACAGCAUUGCUCCUCCAUGUUUUUCUCCAAUUGGAUGAUGAUGUCUGUUUCAUAAAGCUGAGAUACAUUAAAAUUAUUUAAACUCUACAUGGAGUAUUUCCCAAAUGUCA